GCCGCGCCGGGGCCGCGCUGAGCCCCGCGCCCCGCGCCGCCCCGCCCCGCGCGGAUGUCCGCGGCCCCCCCGCGCCGGGCGCCCUCGCAGCCCCCCGCGCGCCCCCCCCAGCCCCCGCCGCCGCCCCCCGCCGCCCCCGCGCUUCCGCCCGCCCGCCGCCGCCAUGGCGGGCAAGGGGGCCGCGGCCGGCGCCGCCGUGCUGCUCGUCACCGCCAACGUCGGGUCCCUCUUCGACGACCCAGAAAACUUACAGAAGAAUUGGCUUCGGGAAUUUUAUCAGGUUGUACAUGCACACAAGCCCCACUUCAUGGCUUUACACUGUCAGGAAUUUGGAGGAAAAAACUAUGAAGCUUCCAUGUCUCACGUGGACAAGUUCGUUAAAGAACUGCUAUCAAGUGAUGCAAUGAAAGACUACAACAGAGCUCGAGUUUACCUGGAUGAGAACUAUAAAUCACAGGAACAUUUUACGGCUCUAGGAAGUUUUUACUUUCUUCACGAAUCCUUGAAAAACAUCUACCAAUUUGAUUUUAAAGCUAAGAAGUAUAAGAAGGUUACUGGGAAAGAAAUCUACUCAGACACUUUAGAAAGCACGCCCAUGCUGGAAAAAGAGAAGUUUCCGCAGGAUUAUUUCCCUGAGUGCAAGUGGUCCAGGAAAGGUUUCAUUCGAACAAGAUGGUGUAUUACUGAUUGUGCCUUUGACUUGGUAAACAUUCAUCUUUUCCAUGAUGCUUCCAAUUUAAUUGCUUGGGAAACAAGCCCAUCGGUUUACUCAGGAAUACGGCAUAAGGCUCUUGGCUAUGUACUUGAUAGAAUCAUAGAUCAGCGGUUUGAGAAAGUUUCGUAUUUUGUCUUUGGAGAUUUCAACUUCAGACUGGAUGCCAAAGCAGUAGUGGAGACGCUAUGUGCGAAGGCCACCAUGCAGACCAUCCGGGCAGCUGACACCAAUGAAGUAGUCAAGCUAAUAUUUCGUGAAUCUGAUAAUGACCGAAAGGUUAUGCUACAGCUAGAAAAGAAGCUCUUCGACUAUUUUAAUCAAGAUGUUUUUAGAGAUAACAACGGCACUGCGCUUUUAGAAUUUGACAGAGAGCUGUCGGUCUUUAAAGACAGAUUGUAUGAACUGGACAUCUCGUUUCCUCCCAGCUACCCGUACAGCGAGGACUCCAGCCAGGGAAAGCAGUACAUGAACACCAGAUGUCCAGCGUGGUGCGACAGGAUUUUAAUGUCACACUCCGCCAAGGAGCUGAUCCUAAAAUCAGAAAAUGAUGAGAAGAUAGUAAUAUAUGACCACAUUGGGCCAAAUGUCUGCAUGGGGGAUCACAAGGAAGAAGAUGCCUGCGGAGCGAGAAGCUUUUCCGUGACACCGCGCUGUAGCAGGGAGGGGAGGAUCCGCAGCGUCGAGACGCAUCGCCGCAACAGCCGUGUUGGUAAACCCAGCCCCGAGUGCCGCAUUUUUAGACUGCUGGUCCUACACUAUGCUUCAGCAUCUGCUCUGAGAAAAGCCUCACAUACCUCACUGUCUUGUAUGUUCAUGUGACAUCAAGUAGAAACGUGGAAUUAUUUUUUAUAUAUAUGUCACGAUUCUGUUGCCAAAACUCUAAAUAGACGGCAGAGAUGUUAUGUAUUUUAGAUUUCACGACUUUCAACUUUUAAUAAGUGUUUGUCGAUGUGGAAAAGCUACUUCAGCAUAUUAUAAACUUUUAAAGGUGUCAUGCCGAACAUUAUAUAUCUUUACCACUUUGGGGUUUUGUACAUUGGACUGUAUAGAUAGAGAUAUCGAUGGUUUUAAAUGGUAUUUUCUUUGUUGACCAAGGCUUAUGGUUUGUGUUUUAGUUUUAGUAUUUUGUUUUUCAUUUUUAUAGAUUUUUUUUCUCAUGUUAUUUACUAUACUGCCAUGUUACAUGGUUUUUGAAUCACACAGCAGCUGCUUUCUAUACAUACAUAUAUAUGUGUGUGUAUAUAUAUGUAUGUAUGUGUAUAUAUACACAGAUAUAUAAAUAAUUUAUAAACCUGACCAAAACUUACGCUAAAUAUACUUUCCAAUACGAAUGCUUGAGAGUGCCAUAUCCGCAGUUAGUGUCGGGGUCUUAGCCGGUUUAGUUCAGCGUACAUCAGCAACCAACAUUUAUAUAUUAAAAAUAAUAUAUAGCAGUGCCAUUCCGGAUACAGAUAUAUAUAUAUAGCCUCCUAUAUAGCACAUAUAUUAGCGGUUUCACUUUGUUACUCCUAUAAUCCCUUCUUUCUAUGUAAUAUUAAGGUUUGAAUGUGAAGCUCUUAGAUAGGUUUGGGUGUAACUUUCAAGGAUUUUGUAAACUGUUUUUGUCUGUCUUUUGUUACUGUUUUAUGGUGCCAAGUAUUCUAUAUUAAAACAAUAACAACAUGGGAGAAGAAAAUACGAGUCUGCUCCGGGCAGCAUCCGCGCUGGGCACCGGCUGUGUUUGUGCAGCGUUAAAGGAGACGGAGCUCUGUAGCUUUUCCCCGUCAGCAGCUCAGCGCAACCCGCAGUACAAUCUCGUUACGGACAUUUUUCUCCCGCCACUAAAUACAACAUUAAAAGGCGAUUAGCGAGUCUGUUGAUGAAACACAAAUGUAUGUUUUAUUGAUUUAAUUUAGAACACUACAGAGUGCACGGACUGUGCGAUGGCAUUAGGUGGAUGCUUGGUCGGGGUGGGAAUCACUGCCGCCGCGGAGGGUCCGGCGUCCGCUCGCGGGACGUUUCUCGGCGGUGCCUGGGUCCGGGUCCGCGUUCGGCACCGCUGUCCGAAGGGCGUCGGCGGUUAUAACCCUUAUAACCACGACGUUAUAACCACGCCGUAACUCUACUUAAGCGAACUCGGCUCCUGGUAACUUCGAAGGCCUUUAGAAACGAGUACUCUGGUUCUCAAGCAAUAAAACUGAUCGUGGUGAA
Dromaius novaehollandiae (emu) is the source of this 2905-nucleotide messenger RNA. It is a transcript of the gene INPP5A, whose product is annotated as inositol polyphosphate-5-phosphatase A. The record is from RefSeq and is a predicted model, not a curated record. NCBI's taxonomy places the organism in Eukaryota, Metazoa, Chordata, Aves, Casuariiformes, Dromaiidae. Gene Ontology annotation, biological process: phosphatidylinositol dephosphorylation. Gene Ontology annotation, molecular function: inositol-polyphosphate 5-phosphatase activity.